Halichondria panicea is the source of this 2454-nucleotide messenger RNA. Its product is annotated as tripartite motif-containing protein 2-like. Lineage: Eukaryota; Metazoa; Porifera; Demospongiae; Suberitida; Halichondriidae. Gene Ontology annotation, molecular function: ubiquitin protein ligase activity; zinc ion binding; protein binding. The record is from RefSeq and is a predicted model, not a curated record. Bases 148 to 2361 code for a protein of 737 amino acids. The transcript has 2 exons. Gene Ontology annotation, biological process: protein monoubiquitination.
AUCACAUGACAUGAUAUGCACAGCAGGCUGUCCACUUGUUUGAUUUCUUCUAGCUGCUAUUAUAAAAUCACUGACAACUAGAAACAGAUCAACAUUGUAGAGUGUGCUGUAAAGCUAAGAGGAACAUUUAAUGAGAGCAUACGAAGAAUGGACAAACAAAUGACAAAAGAUGCAAUCAAGAAACUGGACACGAAACUCGAAUGUUCGAUUUGCCUUGACACUUUCAAGCAACCAAAACUCUUACCAUGCUAUCACGUAUUUUGCACGUCCCCGUGUCUGGAGAAACUAGCAACCAAGGAUGGACGCUCCCUCACUUGUCCCACUUGUCGACACAUCGUCCCACUGUCAGAAAGGGGAGUGGCUGGACUGCAAUCAGACUUCCACAUCGACCACUUGUUUGAGAUACGAGAUGCAUUCGAUAAAGCUGGCAAUACUAACUGUGAGAACUGUGAAGACGAGAAAGCAACAGGGUACUGCUGUGACUGCAAGAACCUUGUGUGUGAUGAUUGCCAAGGUAUUCAUUCGAGACUGAAACUAACAAAAUCCCACAAAAUCAUUUCUCUUGAGAAGUUUGAGGGGACUAUUCCAGUGUCCGAGAAAACUGCUUCUUAUUGCCCAAAGCAUCCAACAAAGACGCUAUCACUAAUUUGUGAAACUUGCUCUGUACUUACUUGUAUCUACUGUGCACGAAGUGAUCAUCAAGGGCACAAUUACGAACUGAUCAGUGAUGUUUUCCCCCACCACAAAAAAGACAUAGUGCUGGCUUUAGAACCGCUCAAACAGAAGAUAGGAAAUGCACAGACAAUUCUCCUAUCAAUCAAUACUGCAGUCAAAGAAAUUCAAAACCAAAGGGUCACCGUUGAAGCAAACAUACACAGAGAGAUUGACGAGCAACAUCAACUGUUAGAUCAGCGCAAAAUAGAACUUGUAGGAGAGCUAGAGAUGAUGACUCAGCAGAAACUAAAGGACCUGGCCACAAAGAAGGACCAGGUGGAGCUGAGCAAGGCGAACAUUGUUGGUUGUCUAGACAACACAAGUAGUGUCCUUGAAACAGGCCCUAAGGGUGAAGUUCUCACAAAGAAGGAAACCCUCUUACGUCAAAUCGAAGAAGCAGUUACUGAUUAUCUCCCAGAGGUGAUUGUAGAGACAAGAGCUGAUAUCGAACUGGUCACUGAUGGAAAGGAAAAGUGUCAACAAAACUGUCGAGAGUUUCUGGAAAUUCGAAAAGGAGGACCUGUAAGUCUCAAAAACUGUCGUAUCUCAGAAGGGGUAAAAAAUCCCAUGUACAUAGUGACUGGAGAAGAACAAACGAUAGUAUUUCAAGCCAAAAAUGAACAAAAUGAAAUAUUUGAAGGCAAGCUCCGACUUGAAGCCAAUGUUAUACACUCUGACACCCAAAACGAGCCAGUUAACAGACACGAAAUAAUCAAGCAACAAAAUGGACAGUAUUAUAUUAUUUAUCGACCUGUGAAAAGAGGGAAGCAUAUGCUAUAUCUUACUGUCAACGGGCACCAAUUUCAAGACAAACCCUUUCCAAUUGUAGUUCUUCCCUCAUCCAAACAAGUCCAGGUUGUGAGAAAAUUAGACAAAGUGAGAGGAGUAGCUAUCAACAGCACGGGAGAGAUGAUCGUUGUGAAUAAAAAUGGAACUCAAAUAUCUGUGCUGAAACCGACUGGAGAGAAAAUACGUACAUUCGGUACACAAGGUAUAGAGAAUGGACAACUAUCAAAUGCAUACGGAGUAACUGUCGAUAAACAUGACAACAUUUAUGUGUCUGAUUAUGGAAAUAAUCGUAUUCAGAAGUUUAAACGAGGAGGGCAGUUUGUGAAAGCAGUUGGAAACACAGGAAAUCAAGCAUUGGAAUUUCAAUCGGCUGUUGACAUAUGCUAUAACCACGUAGAUAACAAUCUGUAUGUUGUUGAUCAAAACAACCACCGAAUACAAGUGUUGUCAACGGAGCUGCAAUUUGUAAGCACUUUCGGAACACAAGGAGCACAAUAUGGGCAGCUCAAACAUCCCAUAAGCUGUGCUUUUGAUAGUGCGAACAACUUGUAUGUGACAGAAUGGGACAACAGCCGUGUACAGGUCUUCACCACAGAGGGAGAAUUUCUUAGCGCAUUUAGCAACAAAGCUAAUAAUGUAACGUUAUAUCAUCCACUGUCAAUUGCUAUAGACAGUAAUGAUACAGUAUUUGUGAGCGAAGAAGGCAAGAAGUACGUGAAUAUCUUCAACACCCAAGGAGAAUAUAUAACAGCUAUCGAUAUAGAAGAACAAUUUGGAAAUAUUUACGGAUUGGUGACCAACCAAAAUGAUCAACUCAUAGUUUCAGACCGAAGCUAUGGAUAUCUGAAAGUGUAUUAGACAAAAUGUUGUGUUUACCGAUAGAAUGUAUAUACAUGGUUACAUUGCAAUUAUGUAAUCUAAGCAAAGGACAUGAGUGUUUAUUUUUGGGCA